AUUAAAAGGUUUGAUUUGAGUGGUUUGAUAUGUCUCUGUCUAGAUAAUGUGGUUUUACACUUUGAUUUGUUUCAUUAUAGAACGCCUAACACCAUCUGUCCAUUUCAAAUGGAUCCAGAUUUGCAGGAGGCUUUCAAUGAUGUUCAGAAUUCCAUCUACAGAACAGCUCUGAAACUACGCGCAAUACAAAGUCUGUGCCAGUUGGAUUUGAUUGAUGUUUCUCUGAUUCAGCACAUCUUAUCAAGUGAACGGAGCCAGAGGGAAAAGCAGAUUUCUCUGAAAGUGCAGCAGCUCUCUGGAAUGCUGAAGGAUUUGUUCCAAAUGGCAAGAUUAGAAAAACCAGGCCAGGUAGAUCCAAGAGCUGCCAAAUUCACAUUGAGCCUACUAAAAGCCAUGUAUGACAGAUCUGGAACGGGUUAUAUCAAAACUAGAUCUGUUGCAGCUGCCUUGAUUGCUCUUUCAGGAGACACUCUACUUGCUAAAUACAGAGGUGGGAAGUGUACAGUUUUUUUUUUUGCAUUUUAUGCUGUUCCUGAUGGGAAGGCCUUGACUACCCAUAGUGCCCUGAGAAGUCUGCUAACAGACUUAAAUCACAUCCCAGCCAUUGUGGGAGAAAGCUGCACUCUGUCUUCUGUGGAAAUUGCUACUCACAGCUGUUUCCAAGGGGUUCUGAAUUCAGCAAUUGUUGAAGAAAAAAUAUUGUCUUGCCUGAGAUCAGAGCCUGCUCUUCUGCUGUGACUCGCUACAUGUUACAGAUUAUCAGCUUCAGAAAUAGUUUCUCACCAAGUUAGGUGCAGAGUCUGCAAGAAUUUCACCAUUACAGGCCUCAGGUAUCACUGUUUGAAGUGCCUGAAUUUUGACCUUUGCCAAGUCUGCGUUUUCACUGGCUGUCUCCGCAAACCACGUAAGAGGUCACAUCCUGUUGCGGAACACUGUGUGCAGAUGUCAGCAAAGGCGAGUGCAAAGCACUUUCACACUGUCAGGAACAACCCGUUUCAAGACCGCUGCAGAAGAAAGGAGGCUCAGAGAAGGAGGGCUCUGGAGAUAACAGAGGAGAGGCAGUUCCCUACUCACAAAAAGAUUGUCCCCCUUGCAGAACUCAGUACUUCACCAUUCCCUGGACCUGAAAACCUGUCUCUCCCAGUGGACAGACCUGUCCUGGAGUCACCCAUGUUUGUAUCUGAAAACAGAACUGUAACAUGCAAGAGUGAGAAUAACCACAAGACCCCAGAAAAAUUCACAAGACCCAAAAAUUCAGGUGAGUGAAACAUGAAGGCAAUAGCCUCUUUUGAAGCAGAUAUGUUAAAAAUGCAUGAUUCCAUCAAAAGAAUUCACAAUGAAAGCAGGUACAUGAAGAAGCAAUUCAAUAAAUGGAAGGAUGAAGUGCAAUUUCUUCACAGCUGCCAGGAAGACAAAAGCUGCAAAACAGAGACAACACUCCAAAGCUUGAGAGCAAGCCAUGAAAACUUGCAAAUGGAGCUGCAGCAAAUAAAGCAAGAUAUAAAGACAAUGUUACAGUCAACCACACAUCCUUCUUUUUCACUGUGUCAGAAUAUGAUGCCAAGAAUUCAGCAUGUCCUUCUGGAAAGGAGAAUGCAGGUUGGAUUAAAUCCUGCCCAAAUAAAGCCCACUUCCAGAACAUGUGUGGACUGGAAAGCUUUGAAUCGUCCCAACUCUGAAAAUAGAAUGCAGCCUUUAGAGACACCUGAGGCUCCUGCUACAAUGAACUUUAUAUUCUCAGAAGACGCAGUGAAGUCAGUGACCCUGCAGAGUGACAGACUUUUUAUUGGUCAGUGUAAAAAAGCAAAAGAGAAUCAAACUUAUCUGCCUGAAUUGAUGGAAAGCUCCUGCAGUGACAUUAUGGGGAAUACAGCUCUUACUCCCACUGCAAUACAGAUACCACCUGAUGAGAAGGAAGUCAGUGAGGAAGUGGAACUGCAGCAGCUAGUGAUGAAAUUGAAGGAUGCAUCGUCUCUUCAAGCCCAACCAGCUCAACAGUCAGCUUUAAAGCAGGAUUUCUUCUCUGCAGCUGAACGUGUUUGCAGAUCCUUCUCUGACCUCAUCAACCAAAUAACUGCCAGCUUGGAAGUGAUGGAAACUGCCAUUCACCUUACAGCUCCUCUGAACUAUUGA
Messenger RNA from Oxyura jamaicensis (ruddy duck), 2133 nucleotides. It is a transcript of the gene DYTN, whose product is annotated as dystrotelin. The record is from RefSeq and is a predicted model, not a curated record. Gene Ontology annotation, biological process: synaptic signaling. NCBI's taxonomy places the organism in Eukaryota, Metazoa, Chordata, Aves, Anseriformes, Anatidae. Gene Ontology annotation, molecular function: zinc ion binding. Gene Ontology annotation, cellular component: plasma membrane.